This is a messenger RNA of Argentina anserina (silverweed cinquefoil), 1052 nucleotides long. RefSeq names its product extradiol ring-cleavage dioxygenase-like. The transcript has 2 exons. Lineage: Eukaryota; Viridiplantae; Streptophyta; Magnoliopsida; Rosales; Rosaceae. Bases 1 to 816 code for a protein of 271 amino acids. Gene Ontology annotation, molecular function: ferrous iron binding; oxidoreductase activity, acting on single donors with incorporation of molecular oxygen; zinc ion binding. The record is from RefSeq and is a predicted model, not a curated record.
AUGGGUAAGGAAGUAUUUGAUACAUUCUUUGUGAUUCACGGAGCACCUUUAGUGCUGAUCGACGACACACUACCCGCCAGAACUUUCUUGAAGUCGUGGAGAGAGAAGAUCUUACCGGAGAAGCCCAAAUAUGUUCUCGUGAUUUCCGGUCACUGGGAGACGAACGAGCCCUCCAUCAAUGUCGUCGACCGCCAUGAAACAAUCCAUGAUUUCGAAGACUUCCCACCCGAGAUGUAUGAGCUCCAGUACCCUGCUCCGGGCUCUCAAGAGUUGGCCAGCAAGGUGAACGAUGUUCUCGUGGCCGCCGGGUACAAGCCUCUCCACGUUGACACCAAGCGCGGCCUCGACCACGGAGCUUGGGUUCCACUCAUGCAGAUGUACCCGGAAGCCGACGUGCCGGUGUGCCAGCUCUCCAUCCAGUCCCACGAGAACGGAACCUAUCACUUCAACUUGGGCAAGGCUCUUGCUCCUCUCAGGGAGCAAGGAGUCCUCAUCAUCGGCACCGGAAGUGUCACCCACAACAUGGAGUCCCUCAUCGUCAACAACGUCGGCGGCACCGUGGCACCAUGGGCACUCGAGUUCGACAACUAUAUUAAGGACGCGCUGCUCAACGGAAGGUACGAUGAGGUGAACCAGGCUUUGGAGAAACAUCCACACGCCAAAAUGGCUCACCCGGAUGGACCGGUGCACUUUUAUCCCCUUCUGGCGGCCAUUGGAGCCGCCGGAGGAGAAAAGGCCAAGGCGGAGCUCAUUCAUCACAGCUUUAGCCGGCAUACCAUCUCCUAUGCCAACUACCGGUUUAGGUCAACUGAGUGAUAAGGUUUUCAUUUGUUGAGUGCCUGAUUGAUCCAUGCGUUGUGCGUGAUUACGCUAUCUGUUAACGGAUGCGUGUUAAUCACUUCAUUAUCAUUAUCAUUAUCGUUAUCGUUGUUCAUCGUGGAGAGUACUCGUUAAUUUAGUUGUUUUGGGUAUGUAAGGUGUGAGCUGGUGCCAUUUUGUGUAAUAAUAUUUUUGGUGCUCCCAGAUGUCUGUGAGGGAAGUGCAUUCACUUA